This is a messenger RNA of Rubroshorea leprosula, 729 nucleotides long. The record is from the annotation of a GenBank genome assembly. NCBI's taxonomy places the organism in Eukaryota, Viridiplantae, Streptophyta, Magnoliopsida, Malvales, Dipterocarpaceae.
ACUUGCAGGAUGGGAUUCCUCCCCCUUCCUCUCCAAAUCGGUCCCUUCCUCUUUCAUCCCAUCUUAAGGGAUCUCCGUGGAAGCCUUGUCACCAAGCCGUUCAUCUUCUCAAGUCAUGAAUCUGAAGCGAGUUGAAGGAAUCUAGGGCUUUAGGUGGGUUGCAACUCUAAGUCUAGGUGGGCGGCAAUUCCAGGGGUAGGAACGGUCGGGAUUGAAGGAAGGCAAUCGGAUGGCCGGGGUUUUGUUUCUCCCUCCUCUGAUUUUGCCUAUAAAAAAAGGGAGAGAGCUUUUCGGAUGAAAGAGGGGGAGAAAAAAAAACAGAAAGGAAAAACCCGAGAGAAGGAAGAGAAGAAAGAUAAAGAGAAGGAAAAAACUGAAGAAAGGCAGAAAGAGUGCGAGAAAAAAUCAGAUAGUACUGAGAUUUUCGGGCUUGAGGAAUCAAAGGCAAAAUGGGCAGUUUGAGUUAGCUUCCAGAAUCUAGAAGUGUCGCAAAACUUAGGUUGAGAGGGCACUGGGAGACUAAUUGAAUUGCUACUAAGCAUGAGAACAACUGAAGCCAUGUUUGGUCUGUGAGCAACAUUUUCUUGAACACAUAGCAAACCAAUAUGGAUGCAUCUCAUCAUUUCAGCUGUUGAACCAUUUUUCAAAGUUGGAUCUAAGAGAUUUAAUGCAGUCCCUUCCUUCCAGUUUUUCCAUGCCUGCAAAAAGUUAUAAAAGCACACACACAUG